This is a messenger RNA of Saimiri boliviensis boliviensis (Bolivian squirrel monkey), 2177 nucleotides long. Lineage: Eukaryota; Metazoa; Chordata; Mammalia; Primates; Cebidae. The record is from RefSeq and is a predicted model, not a curated record.
GGGCCCAGGACAAUGCAGUGGAAGUGCUUUGGUUCGGAGGCAGAAGUCCCAGCGGCAGUACUUCUCAGCUGUCAACAAUGACAAGCUUCUCCAGCGUGUUUCUUCUGCUAAAAUGAGCCCCAAAAUGCCUAGGACCCGGUUGCGAUCCAGUGGCCAACGCCCCCAGUGCGAGUGAGAACCCAGCCUGCGAGCUACGUUCCUGCUUCUUCCUGGAGCCAGGUGGGUGAGCACUUCCAGGCUCACCCGACGGCGCAAGCGGGAUAAGCCAGGUGCCCUCAACAAACAUGGACGUCGCGCCAGCGUCAACCAGCUCUGGAGGCCGCGCUGCCGCUUGGGAAUCUCAGGUUUGGCGUCACUCGGCCCGGAACCACGUGACGCAAGACGCGCUCGAAGCAGCGGGGCUCGCGCGGGUGGAGCCGCCUCGGCGUUCGAGCGGGGUGGGGGCUGCCCGGUUGAGGUUUCCCGGCGGGUCCUGGCCUCUAGGUGCACGCGCUUGCGUGCUCGCGCUCGCGCUCGCGGUUCUGGGCGCUGCCGGAAAGGAAUAAUGCUGACAGCAUGUCUGCACAUUCCAUGCUCUGUGAACGAAUCGCCAUAGCCAAGGAACUGAUCAAGAGAGCAGAAUCACUUUCUAGAUCAAGAAAAGGUGGCAUAGAAGGAGGUGCAAAACUGUGCAGCAAAUUGAAGGCAGAAUUAAAAUUCUUACAGAAAGUAGAAGCUGGGAAAGUAGCUAUUAAAGAAUCUCAUUUACAGAGCACUAACCUAACACACCUGAGAGCCAUUGUGGAAUCAGCAGAAAACCUGGAAGAAGUUGUUAGUGUUCUUCACGUCUUUGGUUACACGGAUACCUUGGGAGAAAAGCAGACCCUUGUGGUAGAUGUAGUUGCAAAUGGUGGUCAUACUUGGGUGAAAGCCAUUGGCCGGAAGGCUGAAGCUCUUCAUAACAUCUGGCUGGGCAGGGGCCAGUAUGGUGACAAAAGCAUCAUUGAGCAGGCGGAAGACUUCCUCCAGGCCAGUCACCAGCAGCCCGUGCAAUAUAGCAACCCUCACAUCAUCUUUGCAUUUUACAACAGUGUCUCUAGUCCCAUGGCAGAGAAGCUGAAAGAAAUGGGCAUAUCUGUGAGAGGAGACAUAGUAGCAGUCAACUCUCUGUUAGAUCACCCUGAAGAGCUCCAGCUCAGUGAGAGUGAAUCAGAUGAUGAGGGCCCUGAACUUUUGCAGGUGACCAGAGUAGAUCGAGAAAAUAUACUAGCAAGUGUUGCGUUUCCAACAGAAAUUAAGGUUGAUGUGUGCAGAAGAGUAAAUCUGGACAUUACUACUUUAAUCACAUAUGUAUCUGCCCUCAGCUAUGGAGGCUGCCACUUUAUUUUCAAAGAAAAAGUGCUCACAGAACAAGCAGAGCAAGAGAGGAAAGAGCAGGUUCUACCUCAGCUGGAGGCCUUUAUGAAGGACAAGGAGUUGUUUGCUUGUGAAUCUGCUGUCAAGGACUUUCAGUCUAUUUUAGAUACCUUAGGAGGACCUGGGGAGAGAGAGCGAGCCACUAUGUUAAUUAAGCGAAUUAAUGUAGUACCAGACCAGCCUUCUGAGCGUGCCUUGAGACUAGUGGCCAGUUCAAAAAUUAAUAGCCGCUCAUUAACAAUUUUUGGGACAGGAGACACUCUAAAAGCCAUCACAAUGACUGCUAAUAGUGGUUUUGUCAGAGCUGCAAACAACCAGGGUGUUAAAUUUAGUGUGUUUAUCCAUCAGCCCAGGGCACUUACUGAGAGUAAAGAGGCUCUAGCCACCCCCUUACCAAAAGGCUACGCAACUGACAGUGAACACUAACGAUGCCCUUUAAAUAUUGUUGUGGAAGUAAGUUAUUUAUACCAAAGCCUGGCUCUUCCCAUCUAAACUGGGGGAAAAAAAAGGUCUAUAGUAAAAGUAAAACUUAGAACUCAAACCAGUAGAGUUUCUUUGUGUCUCAUCUAAAGUAUGUAACUCCCCAAAGUAGAAAAAGCACAAGAGACAAGCUUAUCUAUCAAACUGUCUACAUUAGUGCAAGUAAGAACAGAAAUACGUCUAUAUAAAGCUUUCAGCUGUAUUGUAAUACUUUGAUUCGGUAGGGCUACAACUCCCCUACUGGUAACCACGUUUCAUGGAAUAUGGCUACAUUGCAUCUUGCAUUAAAUAUCUGGAGAAAA